This is a messenger RNA of Closterium sp. Naga37s-1, 381 nucleotides long. The record is from the annotation of a GenBank genome assembly. NCBI's taxonomy places the organism in Eukaryota, Viridiplantae, Streptophyta, Zygnematophyceae, Desmidiales, Closteriaceae.
AUGCCCCAGCUGGCCUCCUUCCCUCAGCCCGCUACUGGCUCUGCUCCUACUGCUGCCACUCGUGACCUGGGUGCUGGUCCUGGUGCCUCUGCUGCUGGUGCUGCUAGUAACCGGGUUACUCAUGCUGCCGCUGCUGGCGCCAGCGCUAGUGCUGGGAGCAUCAGGUGGACAGCCUCUCACUCGUCGGCAUCACAUCACACCACACACUCGCACCCCGCCCUUGUCAAUCCUCAUGCAUUCUUUCUUUCUUCCCCCCCUUCUUCCUCCCUUUUCCCCCCAGAGUACGCACGGGACUUUGAUCAGCAUCAAGCGGACGGUCUCUCGCUCGUCGGCAUCACACACUCCCACCCGGCCCUCGCUCGCAUGCGAUUGGCCGAUUGA